AUGUCUCCAACCUCAGUCCGCGAGGGUGGUCCAGACCUCAAAGGCCCCCUCGACUUCAAAGACAGCCCUCUAAGCAAAGUCUCGCGACAACCUCUCCUCCUAGGCCUCUUCCUGAACCUCCAAGACAUCAACUUCUCCACGCACCCAACGACAAACACAUGGACCUUUGACUACAAUAUCGCUCUCGUCAAGCGCGCCGAGCAACUCGGCUUCGAACUGGCCUUUAGCCGCACCCAAUGGCUCCCCAAAGGCGGCUACGACGGCGAGGCCUCACUGGACGCCUUUGUCGCCCUCGGCGCCAUGGCAGCUGUGACUGAGUCAAUUUUGCUCAUCUCUACUAUGCACGUCCUCUACGGACCACUUCACCCCUUGCAUAUUGCAAAGUACGGCGCCACGCUAGACCACAUCGCCAAGGGUCGUUGGGGCAUCAACGUGGUGACGGGUCAUCGGGCCGUCGAGCACGAGAUGUUUGGAAAGCAGCGCAUCGAACACGAUCAGAGGUACACAAUGGCCGGCGAGCUCUUUGACGUAGUCAACAGGCAAAGUGUCGCCAUGGCGUGGGUCACGCCCAAACCGCACUUUGGCCGCCCGAUCCUCGUCAACGCGACGGGCUCGCCUGCGGGCAUCGAAUUCGCCGCGCGGUACUCUGACCUCAUCUUCAUCACCUCGCCGGGGACGGCGCACAUUGAUAGCGCGCUUGAGACGCUGCCGGCUCACAUUGCCAACAUCAGAGCCGCUAUCGAGGCGCAGGGCCGCAGCGGGGUUAAGAUCAUCAACCCGAUCAUCGUCUCUCGGGAUGCGCCCGAGGAGGCGUGGGCGUAUGCGGAGAGCAUCGCCGAGGGUACCAAGAAGGUCCAGACCGAUGUCAAGAAGUUUGGGACGGCGAACAGCGCGUAUGAUAGUGAUGCCCAUGCCUGGCGGGGCAGGAAGGAUGCCAGAGAGAACAAGGGUCUGAAUCUGGGAGGCAACAUUGAGAUUAUCGGGUCGCCGGAGCAGGUCGUUGAACAGCUGGAUGCGUUGCACAAGGUUGGGAUCGAUGGUGUCCAAAUCAACUUUUACGAUUUCGCACCGGACUUAGAGUACUUUGGUGAGAAGAUAUUGCCGUUACUCAAGGAAGCUGGGCUACGGGUAGACUGA
Colletotrichum phormii is the source of this 1137-nucleotide messenger RNA. RefSeq names its product monooxygenase. The transcript is spliced from 2 exons. Bases 1 to 1137 code for a protein of 378 amino acids. The record is from RefSeq and is a predicted model, not a curated record. Lineage: Eukaryota; Fungi; Ascomycota; Sordariomycetes; Glomerellales; Glomerellaceae. Gene Ontology annotation, molecular function: oxidoreductase activity, acting on paired donors, with incorporation or reduction of molecular oxygen.